AUGCCCGAAGAAAUGCAGACCGAUGUCGCCGAGGUGGAGACCUUCGCCUUCCAGGCGGAGAUCGCCCAGCUUAUGUCCCUGAUUAUCAACACAUUCUACUCCAACAAAGAGAUCUUCCUUCGUGAGUUGAUUUCCAACUCUUCAGAUGCCUUGGACAAGAUCCGUUAUGAGUCACUCACCGACCCAUCGAAGCUGGACAGCGGCAAGGAGCUGUAUAUCAAGAUCAUUCCCAACAAGAGCGAAGGUACACUCACUAUUAUUGAUACCGGUAUUGGUAUGACCAAGGCUGACCUCGUCAACAACCUUGGUACCAUCGCUAAGUCAGGAACUAAGGCAUUCAUGGAGGCCCUGCAGGCAGGCGCUGACAUUAGCAUGAUCGGUCAGUUCGGUGUGGGUUUCUACUCAUGCUACCUGGUCGCUGACCGCGUGACAGUUCACUCUAAGCACAAUGACGACGAGCAGUACAUGUGGGAGUCGUCGGCGGGAGGCUCGUUCACGGUCCGCCCCGACCAUGGCGAGCCCCUCGGACGCGGUACCAAGAUCGUACUCCACAUCAAGGAAGACCUCACUGAGUACCUUGAAGAGCACAAGAUCAAGGAAAUCGUGAAGAAACACUCACAGUUCAUCGGUUACCCCAUCAAACUCAUGGUUGAGAAGGAACGCGAAAAGGAGCUCUCUGAUGACGAGGCUGAGGAGGAGAAGAAAGAGGACGAGAAGGAAGAUGACAAACCUAAGAUCGAGGAUGUGGGAGAGGACGACGAAGAAGACAAGAAGGAUAAGAAGAAGAAGAAGACCAUCAAGGAGAAGUACACAGAGGAUGAGGAACUCAACAAGACCAAACCCAUCUGGACCCGCAACGCUGAUGACAUCACACAGGAGGAGUAUGGUGACUUCUACAAAUCCCUCACCAACGACUGGGAGGACCACCUCGCUGUCAAACACUUCUCAGUUGAAGGUCAGUUGGAGUUCAGAGCUUUGUUGUUCGUACCCCGCCGUGCUCCCUUCGACUUGUUUGAGAACAAGAAGCGCAAGAACAACAUCAAGUUGUACGUUCGCAGAGUGUUCAUCAUGGACAACUGCGAGGACCUUAUCCCUGAGUACCUGAACUUCAUCAAGGGUGUAGUCGACAGUGAGGACCUGCCCCUCAACAUCUCUCGUGAAAUGCUCCAACAGAACAAGAUCCUGAAAGUAAUUAGGAAGAACUUGGUUAAGAAAUGCUUGGAACUGUUUGAAGAGUUGGCUGAAGACAAAGAGAACUACAAGAAGUAUUACGAACAAUUCAGCAAGAACCUGAAGCUUGGUAUCCACGAGGACUCCCAGAACAGGUCAAAACUGGCUGACUUGCUCCGCUACCACACAUCUGCCUCUGGUGAUGAGGCAUGCUCUCUCAAAGAGUAUGUUUCACGCAUGAAGGAAAACCAGAAACACAUCUACUACAUCACUGGUGAGAACCGUGACCAGGUUGCCAACUCAUCAUUUGUAGAGCGAGUCAAGAAGCGUGGUUAUGAAGUUGUAUACAUGACCGAGCCCAUUGAUGAGUAUGUAGUACAACAGAUGAGGGAGUAUGAUGGUAAGACUCUAGUCUCAGUCACAAAGGAGGGUCUGGAACUCCCUGAAGACGAAGAAGAAAAGAAGAAGCGUGAGGAAGACAAGGUCAAGUUCGAGGGUCUCUGCAAGGUCAUGAAGAACAUCCUUGACAACAAAGUUGAGAAGGUUGUUGUCUCCAACCGUCUUGUUGAGUCACCAUGCUGCAUCGUCACUGCUCAGUAUGGUUGGUCAGCCAACAUGGAGCGUAUCAUGAAGGCUCAGGCUCUCCGUGACACAUCCACCAUGGGUUACAUGGCAGCCAAGAAGCACCUUGAGAUCAACCCUGACCAUUCCAUUGUCGAGACCCUGAGGCAGAAGGCCGAGGCUGACAAGAACGACAAGGCUGUGAAAGACCUCGUCAUCUUGCUGUACGAGACUGCCCUGCUGUCGUCUGGAUUCACCCUGGACGAGCCCCAGGUGCACGCCUCCCGCAUCUACCGCAUGAUCAAGCUUGGUCUGGGCAUCGAUGAGGACGAGCCUAUCCAGGUGGAGGAGUCCAGCGCCGGUGACGUGCCCCCACUAGAGGGCGACGCCGACGACGCGUCACGUAUGGAGGAAGUGGAUUAA
Spodoptera littoralis (African cotton leafworm) is the source of this 2154-nucleotide messenger RNA. NCBI's taxonomy places the organism in Eukaryota, Metazoa, Arthropoda, Insecta, Lepidoptera, Noctuidae. The record is from the annotation of a GenBank genome assembly.